GUUGGCGCCCUCCGAAUGCUUGGCUAAGUUAGUCAGUCGCUGGUCAUCAAUCACAUCGCAUCAUCCCAGCCAACCCAACCCCGUCCGUCCGUCCGUCCAACUUCAGCCUCUCCUCCGUCCUGCUUGCCAGUCAAGUCCCACCCGGACUGCUCCCCUCCCAACCCUCAUCGGCAUUGAAGUCGCUCAAUUGCGAGGAGCAAUCCGCUCCACGGAGACCCUCACAAUGCUUUCAGACAAGUAUGUCGGCCUAAUUCUGGCCAUUACGUCAACAAUGGCUAUCGGUACGAGUUUCGUCAUCACGAAAAAGGGUUUGAUGCAAGCAUCGGAGCGUCAUGGAUUUGAAGGAGAAGGUUUCUCAUAUCUGAAGAGUCCCGUCUGGUGGGGCGGUGUUAUUACAUUGGCUGUGGGAGAAAUCGCAAACUUCGCCGCGUAUGCAUUCGCACCUGCGAUUCUUGUGACGCCGUUAGGUGCGCUGAGUGUCCUGAUUGGUGCUGUUCUUGGAUCGUAUUUUCUCAAGGAAAAACUGGGCGUUUUGGGCAAACUGGGGUGUGCGAUGUGUCUGCUUGGAUCGGUUGUCAUCGUUCUCCAUGCGCCUCCCGACAAGCCGGUGGAGAAGAUUGACGAAAUCCUGGGCUAUGCGCUGCAACCCGGGUUCCUGAUCUACUGUCUGGCAGUCGCAAUCUUCUCUACCGUCAUGAUUUACCGCGUCGCGCCCGUCUACGGCAAAAAGAACCCCUUGAUCUUCAUUUCCAUCUGUUCCACCGUUGGCUCGGUUUCCGUCAUGUCCAUCAAGGCGUUCGGCAUCGCGGUGAAGCUCACGCUUGGCGGAAACAACCAGUUCACCCAAGCCUCGACCUAUGUCUUCAUGAUCGUCACGGGAUUCUGCAUUCUGACGCAGAUGAACUACAUCAACAAGGCCUUGAACCAGUUUUCUACAUCGAUUGUCAACCCCCUCUACUAUGUCACCUUCACCACUGCGACUUUGUGCGCUUCUUUUAUUCUCUUCAAGGGAUUCAACACCACCGAUGCCGUGAACACCAUCUCCCUGCUCUGUGGAUUCCUGAUCAUCUUCUCCGGCGUGUAUCUUCUGAACCUCUCCCGACACGAUCCAGAUGGACGGCAGAUGCUCAACUACAAGCUCGACGAUGAAGGGAUUCCCACGGACGGGAUCGCGGGCUACCAGACGCGGCGGUCCAUGCAGUCCCGUCGCAGCAACGAGCCUCACCGCCGGAGCUCGUCGGGGGCGUACAUGAACGGCCAUGGCGACCGGGAGGGGCUCAUUCGGGCCUAUGAUGUGGAGAACCAGGCGUUCGGGCUGGCCGACAUGGCCGACAGUGACGGCGAGCCGGGCCCUACCUAUAAACGGAGUGGAGAGCUAGAUCGCGUGUCCCGUCCACCCAACAAACAGAGCACGCUAUAGUACGAUAUGAUGGCUGGCUGGAAUUCCUUUGCUUGCUAGCUGCACUUACGACCAAGAACAUUGCUGUUACGUUUUCCCUUUCCCCGUUGCGUGUCCCUCCUGCUUUUCCUUCCUGCCUCCGGGCC
Aspergillus heteromorphus CBS 117.55 is the source of this 1545-nucleotide messenger RNA. Its product is annotated as DUF803 domain membrane protein. Gene Ontology annotation, cellular component: membrane. Gene Ontology annotation, biological process: magnesium ion transport. Bases 224 to 1420 code for a protein of 398 amino acids. Lineage: Eukaryota; Fungi; Ascomycota; Eurotiomycetes; Eurotiales; Aspergillaceae. Gene Ontology annotation, molecular function: magnesium ion transmembrane transporter activity. The record is from RefSeq and is a predicted model, not a curated record. The transcript has 8 exons.